AAUUUAAAACAUCGUCAGCACUAAUUAAUUAGCAUAUCGACUUGACAUAGACUCUCGAACCAUUGAGAUUGAGUUUAAGUAUGUUAAGAUCAGAUGAUGACAAGUUAUUCUGAGUUUUCUGUUUUUUACGCUCUUUGAUAAUCCCGAUUUAAUUAUACGGAGUGAAAUAUUUGAGGUUGUAAUCCUUAUGGCCAUUAAAAUAUUAACAUUAAAUUUUAGGCAAAUAAAAAUAUUUUUGUUGUAUAUAAAUAAGUAAAGAAAAAAAAAGGAUUAUAGUUUUAGGAUGACAGCCAGAAAUAUUUGCCAGUUGGAAUUGUUUUGUUCGUUAAAUAUUCCAGUCUUGGAUCUGUAUCAGAAAUAGGGGCAAUUAUCUCUCAUAAACGUCAAAUAAAAAAAAAAGAAUUUUUUUUUGAUCCUACCGAAGAGGUUUAUGUUCUUAAUUUUUUUUUCCUUCGCAAGAACACGUCUUCAAUUAGCUCGCAGUCUCAGUUUAGUAUUAAAAAUCUGCCCGGGGUGGUUGUCGAAAAUAAUUCUUUCCAGUAGAACAAAGGUCUUAAAUAAGUUGUUGCUUCCGAAGUUUGGCCAUGCACAGAAGUCCUGAAAUGCAGCAAAGAUUUUUGUCUUGGAAUUUCCGAUAUGUGUUUUGCGUUUGGAUCUUUUUUAGUGUUGUUUCCGGUAUCGAAAUGCCUGCUUCUGAUAAACGGACACCACAGAAUUAUCCCGGAAUGUGUCGAAGAGAACCGUUCGAUGUAAACGUUCCAAGAUCUCCAAAUAUUUUCAAAUUUGAAAUAAAAGUGUCCAACUACAUUACGACUUAUCACCCGGGAGAGACUUACGCGGUUACUCUGCAAGGAUAUAGUUCACAAUUUGCUGUACAGAAGUUUAUAGGUUUUAUGCUAAUAGUUGAACCUAAAGAAAUAAGAAAUGACAUUGCUGCACGUCCGGAUGUUGGUGCAUUUCAAUUAUUCGGGGAUGCAAUGUGUAAAUAUUCCGAAGAAUGUCCAAAUGCUAUCGUCCAUGCCUCCCUAAUACCCAAACAAGAUAUACAAGUCAUGUGGAGAGCGCCACCUGCUGGAACAGGUUGCGUUGUUUUUAAAGCGACAGUACAAGAAAAUAAAGAACUCUGGUAUAUGGAUGAAGGAGGACUUCUUAGAGAGUUGUGUGAAGAAGAGCAAGAGAAUCAGGAUGAGCAGCCUGAAAUAAUUGAAGAUUGCUGUGCCUGCGAUGAAGCGAAAUAUGAACUUACAUUCGAGGGCUUAUGGUCAAGACAUACACACCCUAAAGAUUUUCCAACAAAUGAAUGGUUGACGCAUUUCUCGGAUAUUAUUGGUGCUUCGCACACUGGAGAUUUUCGAAUGUGGGAGUAUGGUGGUGUAGCAUCUGAGGGAGUCAAAGAAGUGGCGGAGCGUGGAAUCACGAAACGACUCGAAUCUGAACUUAAAACUGAGUCGAACAAGAUAAGAACUAUUAUUAAAGCAAGAGGUCUCUGGUAUCCUAAUGCUCAAGGAAAAACAUUCGCCGUCUUCAGAGUGGACAAGUUCCAUCAUCUCAUGUCCCUGCUAACCAUGCUGGGUCCGAGUCCGGACUGGAUUGUGGGGGUCAGCGCAUUGGAACUCUGCCUCAAGAACUGCUCAUGGGUCGCUGAGAAAGUCAUGAACCUGUAUCCUUGGGACGCGGGAACUGACAGCGGGAUGACUUACAUAAGCCAAAAGCUACCCACAGUUCCACAAGAAAAGAUUCGUCGCAUCACUUCAUCAAUGCCAAACAAUCCCCUUUCACCUUUUUAUGAUUCAUCUGGGACUCCAAUGAAACCAGUCGCCAAACUCACUGUCACAAGACAAAGGGUCUAUGACAAGGAUUGUGGAGAUUACGAUCAUCCCAGUACAUCGACCACCUCUUACAGCAACGAAGAUGAAGACGAGCGAAUGGAAUGUAGAGUAACUGAAUGGUCUGAUUUCCAGCCCUGCAGUGUAACUUGUGGACAAGGUGUUAAAAUGAGGUCAAGGCAGUAUUUGAAUAAGCAAAAAGCAGACAUGACCGGAUGUACAGUCCCGCUUGUAGACAAAGAAAUGUGCAAUCCCUCUUGCGUGGGUGACGUAAGCUGUCGUACCACAGAAUGGGGUGAAUGGUCAGAAUGCAGUGUCACGUGUGGCAAAGGUCUUCGAACAAGGAGCAGAAAAUACUUGGACAACAGAGCGAGAAAAACAUGUGCGUUGGAAUUGAUGGAAAAAGAGACAUGCAUGGGCAUGAAACCAGUCUGCGAAGUCGAAGAAAAACAUGUGAUGAGAAAGAACAAAAAAGGUAAAAAACUGGAAGACUCAAAGCAAAAUGAGCAAGCUGUUCUUUCAGAGCCACAAGAUCCUAAAUGCGCAGUGACCCACUGGUCGGAAUGGUCACCAUGCACAGUGACCUGUGGUAAAGGACUGAAAGUACGCACAAGAUUGUACCUGAGUCCUGCAGCCCUCAGUAUGUGUAAUGUUGAACUCAUGCAGAAAGCUCCCUGCACAGCUGACAAACCAGACUGCACCGUCAAUCUGACAGAAGCAAAAAAAAAUUGUAUGCAGCCCAAAGAGGUAGGCCCAUGUAGAGGUUAUUUUCCGCGAUGGUAUUAUGAUGUUGGUAGAACCAUGUGCCUGCAGUUCAUCUAUGGUGGAUGCAGAGGCAAUCGAAAUAAUUUCGAAAGGUACGCAGACUGUAACAGAAUGUGCGAAACCAUGUUAAGAGCUCCAUUGAGUGCUCUUACGCCCUUGUCAACAUCACCAGCUUUGCCCAUGGAUAACAAGGAUCAACCACCCGUCAUAGAUUGCGUUGUCACACCCUGGUCAGAAUGGUCACCAUGUUCCCAUACCUGUGGCAACGGAAGAAAAGAGAGGAGGCGCAUGAUUAAGUUGAACCCAGAAAACGGUGGCAAGCCCUGUCCGUCAAAAUUAGUUCAGAGAAGAAAGUGCAAAGAUAAUUUGCCUUGCUCGGACAGAUUGGGAAGUAAGGAAGCCGUAGACUGUCUACUGAACCCAUGGUCAGAAUGGACACCCUGUUCCAAGUCGUGCGGUCAAGGUGGUACGCAACAGAGGACGAAGACGGUUAAAGUUCCGCCCAAGUACAAUGGAGCGGCAUGCGGUCCUAAGAUUGAAAGGAAGUACUGCACACUACCGCCCUGCCCUAUGCACUAAUUUCACUAGGAAAUGAAAGUUAUGCCAGAAAGAAAAAGAAUGCCCGUAAAUUGACGCAUCAGCCAAUCAGAUUUCUAGGGAUAAUCUGAGCCAGAUGGUGCAUAAAGAAGAACAACAAAGAAAUUUUUGUGAUUCAUGUACAUAACUACAUUAUUAAUUAUGUGUGUCGUAGUUUUACUGUUACCUCCCCUAUCCUUCCCCCUUUACCUGAAAUAUAAUUGGUUUCUUCAUUAAGUAUACAGCGGAUUAAUUUUUGAAAAAAUAGAUCUAAAAAAAUCAUAACACAAAAUAUUAAAAUUCUGCUUUUUCUAUAAACUUUAAGUUUUAAAAAAUAAUCAAUUUCAACAUGGAAAUAUCUAUUUUUAGAAAUAUAUAUUGUAAGAUGAUUGAUUAUUAUGUAUUGAAUCAUUUGUGUUUCAAAUUUUAUGAAAAUGUUGAACCUCAAAUUGCAGUGUAAAAAUUUCGAUAUAUAAACUAAACAAUUCAUUAAUUAAUAAAAUAAAAAACAUAUUUAGAUACGCUACAAAAGCAAUAAUUGAUUACAUGGAUAAAAAAUAGUAUGAUUCAUUUAAAAUUAAAAAUAUUACUACCGAUAACUAUUAUUAAACUUAUUUAAAACCUAUUUUAAUACUUAAGUCUUUAAACUAUCAAUUUACUGUAAUUUACUAAAAAAUAUUCAUUUGUAUAUGGUAGGAUGAAUAAAUUAACUGAUAUAAAGAAUCAAACUCAUAAUCAGUCUAAAAUCGUAAUAACUAAAUAAAGCAUAAUUUACGAUCUCAUUGCAAAAAUUACUAAUCAUUUUUUUUAUUGUUGAUUAAAAUAAAAUCAUGUUUUAUAUUACUAUAAAGCGUUGUUAUAUUUGAAUACAUAUCAAAAAUGGGAAACCACCCAAUAACAUAUCCCUUAUUGUAUUAAGCAUAUCAUAUAAUAGAUAAUGUGUACAAGAUUAUAAUAUAUUAUAAUCCCUGCACUUAACAAAUUUAUUUAGGAUUUUUGACUAAAAAAUGAAGUUAAUCUGACCAAUGCAUUGGAGGUCAUAGUAGUUACAAAUUUUAAAAUUGAUUUAAAUUUGUUUAAUCUAACAUCCGCUGACGACAAAGAUAUGCAAUAAAUUUUUGAAUUGUCAAAUAGUCGCUUGCGGGUCUAACUGCUCAAGCUACUGUUAAUUUUUUUUCCAAAAUACUACACAUUUAAGACAAGAUUAGGUUAGUGUUUAAAAAAUGCUGUUUUUUUUUCUUUAAGAAUGUGUUACUUUUAAGACUUGAAAAAAAUACAAUUAUAUCUUAGCAUUAACUGAUAAGGUAUCGUUCUUCCCAAUUUAUUUAAAAAAUAAAAAGUUUAAAUGUCAAUACUAAAUAUUGCUUUUCAAAUGACACAAAGUAAUAUUAUAUAAGAAGAAUUGAUUAUCCUUUAAACAAAAAUUGGUUGCGUUAAAAGAAUUCCUAGUUCUAAUUUUGAAACUAUGCAGAACUUAUUGAAGCCUUAUUUGUAACGUAUAUUUUAUACUUGCGAAAAAAAUAUCAAAAAUUAAAUGUUAGCAUUCUUGUGAGCAUUCCUCAUUAAAGUAUAUACAAUCUUAUGAUAACAUUGUUAUGAAUAAGUAAAUAUAUAAGCAAUGAAAGUUAUAAUCGCGUGUCAGUAUAAAAUUAAUAUAAUUUAUUUGUUUUAAAUUUGCGCGUAAAACUAAAUCAGUUACAGCAACGUUUAAAUCAUACUAUUAUAUAUUUCAUGUUAAAACAGUCAUUAUCGUACAUGUUUAAUUGGAAUAUGUUUGCUUGAACAUGAAGAAACUUUAUCAUAAUAUUGCGGUAUGUUUUAUUGAAAUAAGUUUAUUAAAACACGUAACAACAUUAUCAUAACAUUACUUCAUUCUUACUUACAAUUCCAUCAUUUAAGCAUGUAACGACAUUAGCAUGCAAUAAUAUUGCUGCAUGUUUAAUUAAAAUAUUGCAUUUAAACAUGUAUCAAUAUUAACACACGAUAAUAUCACUGUAUGCUUUAUUGAAAUACGUUAAUUAAAACAUGUAAGCUGCCUUCUCAAUUGAUAUUGCUGCAUUCUCAGUUGAUGUACGUUCAUUUAAAAAUGCAACAACAUUAGAAUAUGGUAAUAUUGUUGCAUAUUUAAUUAGAAUGCGUUCAUUAAAACAUGUAAAACCGUUAUAAGAUAAUAUUGCUGUGCGCUUAAUUGAAAUUUGUGUUUAAUUAAAAUUUAUUAUCACGUGUUUAAUUUAUCAAAUUUAAGUUAUGUGUAUUAAAUGUUUAAGAAACUACCUAAUUAAUACGAGAAUCAAGACUCAAAAGUCAUUUAAAUCCUUUCGAUAAUUUAUUAAUUUAAUUCAACUCAGAAAAAUAUUUAAUUCAAAAACAGACUACAUCUGUAUCCAAACUGAGUAAACGUAAUUUAUGAUAUUGUUUAAUGACAAGAAAAUAAAGUAAAGAGAAUUAAAUUAUUUGACAUGAAAUGUUUUGAUCUUUUUUUCAAAUUAAUAAAUUGUUGAAGCCAAAUGUCGCCAACCCAACCCUUGAAGUGUAAGUUACAGUAUCUAGUUUUAAUGAUAGAAAUUUUUUAAUACUCUUUAGAAUCUUAGAGUAAUAAACGUGAUGAAAAUAAAUACAACAACAAAUGUCUUCCUGCAAAUUACUGAAAGAUUUAUUUUUAAUUGUUUAAUUAUUUUUGGAAUGUUUAUAACAUUUCUGUCUGGUUGCAUACAUUUAUGUGAAUGAUCUUUUUUAUAAAUAUGUUGCGUUUCUUACAAGGUGAUGUUGUGAAUAUACUGUUCUAUUUGUAUAAAAAUCUAAAACAAUUUUAAUGAAGGAUAUAUAUAAUAUUCCUUGAAACAAACUGCAAAUUUUGCGAAAAAAAAGUGUUGCUUCUUCAAACUUUAAGGUGUUAUGAAUUUAUAGAGUUUAACGAGAGUUUUCAAUGAUUACAGUUUCAAAAUUGUUAUACAUAGUAGUUAAUAUUACAUUAAUGAUUUUUUGAUAACCAGCUUAAACAUUUCUUUAAGCGCACUAAACACACCAUUUGAUUCUUCAAGAAUUUGAAAUGAUUUCAUUUUUGCAUAUAAUAAUACGUUCACAAAAAAUUUUUAUAAUACAUUUAUAAUUACAAACUCUAAUGUUACAUAAUCAUAAAUUGCAUUAUUAGUUAUGCUAUGAAUGUUUUGAAAAAAAUUUAGUUUUAUAAAGUACAAAGGGCUGUAUAAAAUUGGCCCAUUCAAAAUAUAUAAAUAGGCUUAAGCUACAUACAACGUAAUAAAGGCAGCCAAGCAUUGUUAUUGGAAAUAGGUUUAUAAUUUCAAUAUUUUCAUAUUUUGUUGUCAUUAUAAGCAUUUUUGAGCAAUUUCAAUCAUAAAUAUAAACAUUUUUGAACAAUUUGAAUUGCAAAUAUUCUCAAACAAAAAUAUACAUUCGAUUUUCAAAGCGUAUAAGAGAUUUAAAUGGAAAACUAAAGCUUCUUAGUACAAAUAGCAAUUUCAAGGAAAAUUAAUUAUCGAAACUGUUUUUUUUUUUUUAACAAACUAAAAUAAUUUUGAAGAAUCAAAAUAUGUGUCAAAAGUUUAAAGUGCAUUCUUUUUUCCUGUUUCAAUUUUUUUUCCGUAAUAUUUAGGAGAAAUAAUAAAAAUGUUCGCAUUGUUAUUUACAAUAUUUUAUCGAUGUUUUUAAAUAAAUUAAUAAACUUCAAUGCUAAUAGCGUUAUGCGUUUCAUAAUUUCUUUUUCAUUAUUUUUUUAAAACAUUUGAAUUCGCCAAAUAAGUAAAACAAUAUCAGUUAUAAAUUACAUUUUAUAACAUUAGGGAAAAAUAAAAUAUUUUUAGAAGAAGAUUAUGCUUUUUAUUCCAUUUGUCUAUGGAGUGAAAAAUAAUUAAGCUCCAUUGUUUUUUUAAAAUUCCAUUGCAUCAUAAUAUUGUAGUUAAAAUAUAUUUAUACAAUAUGGAGUUUUUAUCUAUGCUGAUAGAUGCUUCAAAUAUUAAUUAUAACAUGUUACAUUUACCAAUAAAAAAUAUUAUUGUAUAGAGUAAAAAAAAUAUGGUAAAUUUUUCUGGUUAACGCUUUAUUGCUAAAGCUUUAUUGGUAAUCAGUUCAUUUUUUGUAUUGGUAUUUUUUUAUUUCAACAAAAUUUCUUUUUUUUAUUUGUUCCUUAAACUGUUUUUGAUGAUAUUUUAUUUAAAUAUAUGUGAAUACCAUAUCCAAAGUUGCAACCAUGUCUUCCUCGGUUUUUCGAUCAAAACUGUUAUUGUUUAUAUGGUAGAAUAAUAAAGUUCUAUCUUAGAUUUUA
This is a messenger RNA of Parasteatoda tepidariorum (common house spider), 7449 nucleotides long. It is a transcript of the gene fat-spondin, whose product is annotated as extracellular matrix protein f-spondin. Gene Ontology annotation, molecular function: serine-type endopeptidase inhibitor activity. Gene Ontology annotation, biological process: cell adhesion. Lineage: Eukaryota; Metazoa; Arthropoda; Arachnida; Araneae; Theridiidae. The record is from RefSeq and is a predicted model, not a curated record. Gene Ontology annotation, cellular component: extracellular matrix.